Messenger RNA from Dracunculus medinensis (Guinea worm), 1284 nucleotides. Lineage: Eukaryota; Metazoa; Nematoda; Chromadorea; Rhabditida; Dracunculidae. The record is from the annotation of a GenBank genome assembly.
AUGAAAAAUCAAAUUCUUCAUCUAAUGAAUCAGAUCAACACUUCUGUAAAAAAUGGCUUAUUUAAUGCGCAAUUGGCGAAUCAGAUUUUUGUGCUCUGUCAGCAACUCAAAACAUCCGGUCAAAUCCUGGAGCAAUCCCACAAAACUGAAAUGAAUCGAGUAUUUGUUUCUUUACGACAAGCGUGUUGCCGGGACAAUGGACAAUUAGGUACACCUUGCCGAUUGAAAAUGAUGGAACUUGUUGAAUUAAGAGCGAUGGGUUGGAGACCAAGUUUGGCUCAUACACAGUAUUAUUUGAACCGUCCAGAACAUCAGUCACCAAUUGAUUCAGGUCCUGUUAGUGCACCACCAUUUGGUGCCAUUCCGGUGAAUCCAUUUUCGAAUUACGCUGCACCUCCUCCACCACUAUACGUUAGUGGGGAGUUAACCGGAUCACAAAUAAUAAGUCCUCAACCACCACCAGCCAGCUUUUACCUAAUUCCUGCUGCAGGUAAUUGGGUGAGACCAUUAUUAGCGCCUGGCGUUGUACCAUCAAGUAAUAUCAUCCCUCAGAUUUCGCCAAUCGAAAUGGAAGCAUGGGCUCGAGUUAAUAAAUUUCAGCCCGCCAAACUGAAAUUAAAAACUCCUUCGAACAAAGUUCCUCAGCUACGUCAUGAGAUGGUCAUUCGUAAUAGCGACUCAGGAAAAAUAAUGGGUGUGAAAGGUCGUCGAGUUGCAGUAGUUGAAGAACUUAGCAAAACGGUCAUUUCAUUUCAAAAAGUUGAUCCAAAAAGUAAAGAUCGAACGUUGACAAUAACGGGUAGCACUCAGGAGUCACUGGAUUACGCUAAGCGUCUUAUUGAACAAACCAUUCGGCGAAAUGUUUCACCAAAUCGAAGAAGAUUAAGAGAAAAUAACGAAUUUUGUUUCAAGCCAGAAGAUCAAGAAGGAGUUGAAGUGGAAGAUAAUGAAGACGCCGCACAAGCAGCACUUUGCGAAUAUCUUACUCGAGUUGGACGAAAUCAUUCAAAGCUAACAGCUGAAGAACGAGAGCUUAGAAAAGAAAGACGGAAAUCGAUGCCGUUGUCUACAAAUAUCUCCAGUAAUACAGCGGCGCCCUCGACAUCGUCAUCGUUAUCAUCGUCAUCGAAAAAUUGGCGUUCGACUGGAAAAACAGGAAGUACACCAAAUUUGGUCCGUCUCAGUACUGGUGAUCGAAAUUAUUCGCGUAGUCAAAUGCUUCAAUUACGCUCGACCGCUGGUCAACUUGAUUCGAAAAUGGAUUUGAUGCUAAGAAAUUCAUAA